AUGUCUUCUGCUCAAUGUUGGUACGAUAAGCUCAACGACGCACAGAAAAAACGUUUCGCAAGAUGGGUAGGAUGGCUGACAACGAAUAAAUUGAACUCUAUCGACAAGAAGAUGUUAUCAGAGGAUUUGGAAACAGUGAAAGAGAAAGAGGAAGCAUGCCUUGCUCUGUUUUGCGAGGGAUUCGAACACUACUUGACGCGUCCCGAGUUUCGUUCCUUCUCAGCCAGAGACUGUUAUGCUUAUACUAUCCAGCGUUUUGAGUUUCUUUCUCCUGCUUUACUGGCACUUAUCAGCGAGAAAUGGACCAUCACUGAUGAUCGCUGGACGCGAUUGAUAGGCUCCCAAGAAGAGUGCGAUAGAAAACUGCGAGUCAUUAGUGUGAUUUGUGAGGCAACUUGUAAAAAGGAGAUAAUGAGCUGCGAUCAAUGGAUGGCUUAUCUACUUCAAAAAACAGAGGAUAUGAUGGUAGACUUUGCACGAGUUUGUAGUGAUAAGGAGCAACUUGAAAUUGUGGUUGUGGAAGAGGAAAAACUUGAGGAUAAACCCAUUACAGUGUCUGUGUCUUCUCAGCGGAAGAGGCAACUCGAUGAUAAUGUGGCUACUGGAAGCCAGACCAAAGCAAAACAGGCUCCAGCUUCUCCUGUUCGGGUUUCAGCUCCGGUUUCCGUGAAUGCAGGGCAAUCAGGAUUCAUUUCAGCUCUAACUUUGCCAGCUCAAGGAGCAGCAGCAAUUGCUCAUCCCCAGCCUAUUCAUGUUAAUGCAGGAAGACCUCCAGGAUUCGUUCAAGGCUUUAUUCCACAAAUGCCACCACCCACGUUCCCAUUACGUUAUCCCAUGCCGUGGUCAUUUGGAUAUCCAUCUCAAUUUUUUGGAAUUCCACAGCCAGUGGCUCAAAACAUCGGGUACCCAUUGCCAUUGAUGCCCCAGUUCUUGCCCCAAUUCCCACCCCAGAAUAACUUCCAGCCAUAG
Messenger RNA from Caenorhabditis briggsae, 969 nucleotides. The record is from RefSeq and is a predicted model, not a curated record. The transcript is spliced from 5 exons. Lineage: Eukaryota; Metazoa; Nematoda; Chromadorea; Rhabditida; Rhabditidae. The coding region runs from base 1 to 969 and encodes 322 amino acids.